UAUUUAUCUUUUUUUUUUUUUUUUUGCGAGACAGCUCACAGGAAUGAGACUUGCAUGUUCGAACAGGAAUGAUAUGAUUAUGUGCAGACGAUCGAGAAGCAGCAGUGGGAAACACUGACACAGCGUAAUAUGGGGAAUAAUCCCUGUAACGUGAAGAAGAGUAGACAGGCGGAAAGAAAGGGGGGAUGAGAAAGAGAGAGAGGGGGAACGGAAGUGAGUGAAACUGAUUCGUGUGACUCAGUUUUCCAAACUGCCGAUAUAAAGCGCAGCGUGUGGACUCGCGUGUGGACUCGCCUCAGGAUCAGCGCUCCGGUUCUGCGCGGACGGACGGACGGACGAAAUGGACGCCAUGCUGGGAAACCCGGUGUUCUCGUGCUUCGUGUUCUACAGCACACUGUUAAUCCUAAAGAUGUACACCAUUGCUGUCAUCACUGGACAAGUGAGACUGCGGAAAAAGGCUUUUGCUAAUCCAGAGGAUGCAGAGCGCCAUGGAGGAGUACAAUUCUGCCGUACAGACCCAUACGUGGAGCGCUGCAGGAGAGCUCAUAUAAACGACAUGGAAAAUAUCUUACCCUUCCUGUUCCUGGGUGCCAUCUAUUCCAUGACAGGGCCAUCACUGGUCGUAGCAAAAGGUCACUUCCUGGUCUUCUUCGUGGGUCGGGUCAUGCACAGCGUGGCCUACUUGUUCGCCCUAAAAGCUCCAACACGCUCACUCGCCUAUACCAUCGCUCAAGUUCCCUGUGUCUCCAUGGCCAUACAGAUUCUUUUUACUGUGGGCUUUAAUGUAUGAGUUUGUCCAGUUCUCUGAUAAGCAAAAGCUAAUAUUUACUUCCACACCGUAUAUUUUUGGUGGGACGCUUAUAUUAACACCAAGGAGCAUCGUGACUCACCAAGCUUUUAUGAAAACAGUUAAGAUGAUACAGGUCUCUUAUCAUUUCAUUUUGUUAUACUUAUAGGAGGGCAAGAGUUAUGGAGGCUUGAGUAAGACUUAGUUUCCUUAAACUGGUGAAACUGUUUACAAAGCAUGGGCCACGCAACAAAAUAUCCAAGCUCAGUAAAGGCGAUUUCAUUAACAGCAAAUCUGUUGUUAAAGCAUUUUUUAACUUAGUGAAUGUUUGCCAUUUUAAAAGAGUCUUGCAGAGUUUGGACCUUGCACAGCUAGUAUAGUAUUAAUAAAUGUUAGCAUGUGCUACAUUGUUAUGUUAGCGUAACCGUUUUGUGUGUUUGCUUCUGGCUACUUUGCCAUAAAAAGAAUGACAAACGCUUUGAAUAUGAAAUAAAAAUAGGUGAAACAAACCAGUGAGUUAAAGCUGCACACAUUAGCAACUACUAGAGCAACUAGGCAAGUGCUAGACUGCUGCUAUGUGGUACAGUGGCUUAGUGGCUAGCACUGUCUAUUUCACACAUCAAGGGUUGAGGGGUUGAAUUUCACCUCAGGUCUGUGUGUGUGUGAAGUGUGCAUGUUCUCCCCAUGCUUGGUGGGUUUCCUACAUGUACUCUGAUUACUUAGCACAUGGGAAAAACAUCUGGAACAGUGUGGGCCUUUCAAAUCUAGUGUAACAUUGUUACUAAAGUCUUAUAAAUUAUAGCACUCAUGGCAAAGUGUGAAGAUUAUCAGUCAUCCACUUCUGGUUAUCUGGAAGUCAAGUCAUGUCAACUGAACUUCUUACUUGUUAGCUAGAAACAUUCCACUACUCAUCCAUGAAGAAGCUACUUGGAUGAGUCGUGAACCGUUUCUAGCUAAUAAGAAAGAAGUUCAGUUGACAUGACUUUACUUCGGGCUUUUUUCUACAAUCCAAAGAUAUUGGGAUGAUUUAGGUUGAAUGGCGUUGCCAAAUUGCCAAUAGUGUGUGAUUGUGUGUGUGUGAGUAUGUAUGUGCCUGUGCCCUGUGAUUGGUUGGCACCCCAUCCAGGUUGUCCUCCUUAUCUCUCCAUCAGCUCUCUUCUUAGCCGCAAAAAGCCAUCUCAGUUUCCUGACUCUUUCCAGAUAACACACAAGUCUCAUCAUGACAUGCUUGAUUUAUGGCUCAGUUGAAUAAAAAAUCUAAUGAAGAUCUAAACUUAUCAGUGUUGCAAGACAUCAUUUGGUCCCUGAUAAUCUUUGCAGAAAGCAGAUAUGUUUCCUUGAUGCCUAUUUAAUCGAUGUGACCUAUUUUUUAUAUAGUUUUUAAAUCUGAUAUCUUACAAAACACACACACAUACAAACAAAAUCCGAAAUAGUUUACUAAAAUGGAAAGAGUGACAGCUUAUUGAAAAUCACAGACUUCUAGCUAAUUGAACAUGAAGAGUGCCUAUCACAAGGAUAAACAUAAUUUUCCGUUAUUUUUAAUAUUGCAGUAAACAAUAAAAGUUCUUCCGUAUAACCAAUCUUGCUUUCUUAGUGUUCGCAUACUGAUAGCAAUGCGGUGCAAAGUUGACAUCAUAUCUAAAACAACGACCUGAUUAAAAAUGAAAUCAAGCGCAGAUUAAAAAGCACGAGUAGAUUAAUGCAGGCUUACAUUUCUUUUUCUUACUGUAAACAUCCUGUGUAGACUUACUAUUGAUAAUCAGCAACAAGCUUGUAAUGAUGGAUAGAGACUGAACCUUUCCAUUUUUACUUCUCAUCUUCUGUUGAAGUUUUUUGGUUUGUUCUCAUGUUUUGCACUUACAGAUCACUAGAGGAAACAUGCUUGACAAAAAUCAGCAACUACUCUAAAAGUCUAACAUUUGAAAGCUAGAAUAAAAAUAUUAAAUGUGCAUUAGGAGUGAUCCAGACCAAUGUUGUGCUGAUGUCUUCCCAAUUAGCAACUGGUGCUUACUUUUUCACAAUAUAAUUGGGUCAGCAUUGCUAGAUGUAAGCGUGCUAUCAGAUUUUUGCUGUCUUUUUAAUACACCGCUUAUCUUUCUCAUUAGCCCUGUUUUCCUGUUUUGACAUGUUUUCUCCACUUUGUGCAUGUUCUGCUUCUAUUUAACAUGAUUUUUUAAAGGUCUUGACUGCAUAACCUAGGACCGUCACAGAAAGCCGAAUUUCUCUCAGCUUCUGCUUUUAUAUAUCUCAGAAUAAUUUAAUUAUAAUAGUUUUUAUUUGGUAUUUUGUUUUUUUUUUAAUCACACAAUACCGAUGUUUUCAUUUCUUAAUCAAACAGUGCCUUGCGCAUUAGGCCUAGCAUGCUUGAUAUUUAAUAGUAGCGAAUUGUAUUGACAUUAAACGCUUGUACAGUGUUUUGGUGCUGUAUUUUUAUAAUAUAAUUGUAUAAAAAAAUUAUCCAUAUUUUCUAGCAUUUUUUUUUUCUAAAAUGCUGAAUAGGUUGAUUUCUGUAUGUGUAGUACCAAACAAAAUAAAUCUGA
Messenger RNA from Clarias gariepinus (North African catfish), 3327 nucleotides. It is a transcript of the gene ptges, whose product is annotated as prostaglandin E synthase. Gene Ontology annotation, cellular component: membrane. The record is from RefSeq and is a predicted model, not a curated record. Gene Ontology annotation, biological process: prostaglandin biosynthetic process. Bases 341 to 790 code for a protein of 149 amino acids. Lineage: Eukaryota; Metazoa; Chordata; Actinopteri; Siluriformes; Clariidae. Gene Ontology annotation, molecular function: prostaglandin-E synthase activity. The transcript is spliced from 3 exons.